Caenorhabditis elegans is the source of this 523-nucleotide messenger RNA. RefSeq names its product Protein sleepless (gene K11H12.6). Lineage: Eukaryota; Metazoa; Nematoda; Chromadorea; Rhabditida; Rhabditidae. Gene Ontology annotation, biological process: regulation of synaptic transmission, cholinergic; sleep. The record is from RefSeq and is marked reviewed. The transcript has 4 exons. The coding region runs from base 8 to 412 and encodes 134 amino acids.
UUUUCAGAUGCGGCUUUUUAUAGUGUUUGCCCCCUUGUUCGCAGUCUCUGCCCCUCUCAACUGCUACAUUUGCAAUAGUAAGAAACAACCGGAUUGUAUCGACAAUUAUCAAGCAUUUAAUACGAUUUGCCCAGUCAGAUCGCUCGGUGGAGUGAAGCUGCAUGAGCCAGUUGGAUGCCGUGUGACCCGUCAGUAUUCCAAAGAAAAGAUGUGGAUUAUCCGAGAAUGCGGCUACCUUGGCGAAGAACGUGAACGAAAGUUCAACACAACCACCUACUUGAAUGGGGUAAAGGAACCUGCAACAUGUGUCUUCUCCCAAUGCUCUGAAAACCUUUGUAACUCUGCCGAAUCAUCCAACUACUUCCUCACCGCCGCCGCCGUCUUCGUCGCCAUUUUCAAACUUUUUGCCUAAACUCUAUAAACUGAUUGUUUCUCUCUCUCUUCGUACCAGUACCCUUCCAUAAAAUUUUCAAUUGUAUUUUUUGUGGGUCUUUUGCCAAAAACUACCGAAUUUCGUAAUGAA